Molecule: messenger RNA, 180 nt
Organism: Dentiscutata heterogama
Lineage: Eukaryota; Fungi; Glomeromycota; Glomeromycetes; Diversisporales; Gigasporaceae
Source: the annotation of a GenBank genome assembly
AUGCAUCCCAAAACAAGGAUACCCACUACCGGUAAAACUGCCGGUAGCAAACCCGCCGAAAGUGCCGAUGAUGAAGUCGAUAAUACUCCUGCUACUGCCCAGAGCGCUACCGAUGGCACUGCUGAAAAGGCUGAUGAUGCUGCCGCUAAAGCUGCAUCCACCAGUACUCCUGCCCCCUAA